Molecule: messenger RNA, 691 nt
Organism: Saccoglossus kowalevskii
Lineage: Eukaryota; Metazoa; Hemichordata; Enteropneusta; Harrimaniidae
Source: RefSeq, a predicted model, not a curated record
AUGAAUCAACAGAUACAGGUCGGACAAAGAACUUUGCUUAUUCAUCCCGGUUUACCGGACGCCCUGGAGGUCUUACAAUGGGAAUUUGAGAAAGUAUACGUUGGUAAACCGCUCCAUAUGGUGGGCUACCUUGAUCGCAUUGGCUCGGAUAACUACAUCGUGGUUGACGAUAUCGGUAAUGUUUACAAAGCUGAAGACACAAUACUACGUGUUGUAGGGGAAAAUAUCGAAAAAUAUUUCGCUGACGGUCUUGAAACUGAUGAAUAUUAUGACUAUUACGGUUAUUUAGACAAGGAAAAGAGUCGGCAAUGUGUUGCCAACUAUGACGACGAGGUGGAAUAUUUACAGAUAUCCAAAGGAUCAGCUUUUGAAGAAUUACCGAAUGAUACUGAUUCGUUGACGGGUGAAGAAAUGGAAGAAAUACAACAAAUCAGUUACUUCGCCGAUUUUCUCGUCGACCCUUGUCAUUGAUCUGAAGUGGAACCUCUAUUUCCAUUGCAUUGAUUUUUCCAGCUAAUAAUAUAUGUCUAUACCCUAGAAAUACUGACGUAAAUCUUCUGUGAACACAUAUACUGAAAAUAUGUCUGAUACGUUGAGGCCAUAAAUAUGCUAAUUGCACACACGUUUAAUUUGUAAUAUUCAUAUUUCAGUUAUAUUUUAUUACUUAUAUCUAAAUAAAACCAUGUUCAUA